AUGGUUGUUGAAGAUGAAACCCAUCCUUUUGCCAGUAAUCUUCCUCAACCUGAUAGGGAUCUAGGUUUAUCUCCAUCCAGUCCAUAUUAUGUCCAUUCGGCUGACAAUCCCACAACUGUCAUCUUCACACCCCUCCUAACCAGUAAUAACUAUUGCAUCUGGGAGAGAGGAGUUCGAAAAGCCCUAAAUGCUAAAGCAAAACUAGGUUAUAUCGAUGGAACCAUUGCAAAAUCGAAGGAUGAAACAGAUCUUCUCCAUCGGACUCGAGCAGAUGACCUGGUGGGUAGCUGGGUUGCAAACUCUGUUGACCCAGUAAUUCGAUCCAGUAUAAUGUCUUUUCCAUCUGCCAGGGAUCAAUGGUUGGAAAUCAAAAACCGAUUUUCUCAUACCAAUGCCCCUAAGUUGUUUGCCCUAAAGCAGUCAAUUUCAUUGUUGAAACAAGACAAUAUGAAUGUUGCGAUGUAUUUCACUCAACUCAAGACUCUGUGGGAUCAGCUUGAUACUUUCAGGCAUGUUCAACCGUGCAUCUGUGGUGCGGGAAAAGAUUUUGUGGAUCAUCAUAACUAA
Messenger RNA from Papaver somniferum (opium poppy), 567 nucleotides. RefSeq lists its product as uncharacterized. Lineage: Eukaryota; Viridiplantae; Streptophyta; Magnoliopsida; Ranunculales; Papaveraceae. The transcript has a single exon. Bases 1 to 567 code for a protein of 188 amino acids. The record is from RefSeq and is a predicted model, not a curated record.